This is a messenger RNA of Clarias gariepinus (North African catfish), 3788 nucleotides long. Its product is annotated as sorting nexin-14-like. Gene Ontology annotation, molecular function: phosphatidylinositol-3,5-bisphosphate binding. Gene Ontology annotation, biological process: autophagosome maturation. The coding region runs from base 300 to 3242 and encodes 980 amino acids. The transcript has 31 exons. The record is from RefSeq and is a predicted model, not a curated record. NCBI's taxonomy places the organism in Eukaryota, Metazoa, Chordata, Actinopteri, Siluriformes, Clariidae. Gene Ontology annotation, cellular component: late endosome.
CGUGGCCAUGGACGCGCCUCCGCCCGGAAAUGACGCAACUCUGGAACCAAACCCCAAAUAAACAACGUGUGGAACCGUUAUAAAGCACAUCAGUGUCUAACGCAAAGUCGGACAACUGGACCUGCAAACGAGGAAGUGUAAAACGUUAUUCCGAUGCAUAUAACGGUGUAUGGUUGACUAGCCGUGUAUUUUAGCUCGGGUUGUCUUGUGGAGAGCGAUAUAGCGGUGGAAUCUUUCUGUCAAAAACAGCUAGCUUAGUCCGAACAGAGUGUUAGAAAGCCCUUCUUUAUGCUCUGAGCAUGUCUCCACUCGGAGUGUAUUUGCUGAAGGUAAGGCGGCGGCUGGAGCUGUGCAGAGAGGUCGGCCGUCAGUAUCCUGUCUUCUGCUUUCUGCUUCUACUCCUGCUUCUGUCUACAGUCUUACUCAAUAGGUAUCUUCACGUUAUUGUCAUUUUCUGGUCAUUCUUGGCCGGAGUGGUAACCUUUUAUUGCUCCUUGGGACCUGAGACACUGCUUCCCAAUAUCCUUAUAACUAUUAAACCUAAGAAAAAGCCAGAGCAGCAAGAGCUGUUUCCUUUUGCCCACAGCUGUGCUGUCUGUGGGAAAAUUAAAUGCACAAGACACAGACCAACAUUGCUUCUUGAAAACUAUCAGCCGUGGUUGGAUCUAAAAGUGCACUCCAAGGUGGAUGCGUCUCUGUCAGAGAUUCUUGAGCUCGUCCUUGAAAACUUUGUGUAUCCUUGGUACAGGGAUAUUACAGAUGAUGAAGCAUUUGUGGAUGAUCUCAGAGUGACCUUGCGCUUUGUAGCUGCAGUUCUGGUCCGCCGAGCACAGAGAGUUGAUAUUCCAUCUCUCAUCACACUUAAACUACUUAAGGUUUCCAUGAAACAUAUAGAAAUAAUUGCCAAAGCAAGACAAAAAGUCAAGCACUCGGAGCAUCUCCAGCAGGCUGCGUUAGAGGAGUAUGGUCCUGAUCUGCAUGUGGCCUUGCGCAGUAGGAGGGAUGAACUGCUCUAUCUGCGCAAGCUUACUGAGAUGCUUUUCCCGUAUAUUUUGCCCUCAAAAGCUACUGAUUGCAGAUCUCUUACUCUUCUGAUAAGAGAGGUUCUUGCUGGCUCUGUAUUCCUUCCUUCAAUGGAUUACUUGGCUGAUCCUGACACUGUGAACCACUUGCUCCAUAUUUUCAUUGACAACUCUCCACCAGAAGCUGCCACUGAACCAGCCUCUGUAUUGGUCCCCUUCCUGCAGAAGUACGCAGAGAUACGCAAUAAGAAAACUUCUGUGUUAAAGCUACAACUUAAGGAGAUUCGGGAGCAGCAGGACUUGCUGUUUCGCUUUAUGAACUUCCUCAAGCAAGAAGGAGCUGUUCAUGUUUUGCAGUUCUGCCUCACUGUUGAAGAGUUCAAUGAUAAGAUCCUUCGCCCAGAACUUUCAGAUACAGAAAAACUGAUGCUGCAUGAGGAGGUAAAAAAGAUAUAUGAGACAUAUUGCCUUGAUGACAGCAUUGACAAAAUUCGCUUUGACCAUUUCAUUGUUGAGGAGAUCAAAAACAUUGCAGAAGGUGUCUUUGCUGAUGUUGUAAAACUGCAGACUAUGCGCUGUCUGUUUGAGGCCUAUGAACAUGUUCUUUCCUUGUUGGAGAAUGUUUUCACUCCCAUGUUCUGCCAUAGUGAUGAGUAUUUUAGGCAGCUGUUGAGGGGGGCAGAGUCCCCAACCAGAAGCUCCAGGCUUGGCAGAAAUAGCGUGAGUUUGGAUGACAUCCGCUUUUCUGAGUGGGACGAUAUCAUGAAUCUAGAGUCUCCGUCCAUCUCAUCUGCAUCGGUCUCCCCUAAUGUUUCAUCCAUUCUUAUUCACCCAUCUGGCUCUAAUGCCUUGCGCAACAUUGCGCUUAAGAACACGUCAAAGCGAGGAGAAUCAUUUGGCAUCAGCCGAAUCGGCAGUAAGAUUAAGGGGGUUUUCAAGAGUACCACCAUGGAAGGGGCCAUGCUGCCCUCUUAUGGACUAGCAGAGGGAGAGGACGAUAUGGUGGAGGAGGCCAUCAUGGUUAUGGAGGAUGACUUACCCAUGGAGGCUAUUAGUACUCCAAGUACGCCUCGUAAUCUGACGGCCUGGAGUAUCACUAUCCCCUAUGUGGAUUUAUUCGAUGAUGAGGUGAAGAAGGAGAGGAUUCCUGUGUAUUGCAUAGAUGUCGAAAGAAAUGACAGGAGAGCCGUGGGUCAUGAAACAGAACACUGGUCUGUUUACCGAAGAUACCUGGAAUUUUAUGUUCUUGAGUCCAAACUUACAGAGUUUCAUGGCACAUUCCCUGAUGCACAACUUCCAUCCAAGAGGAUAAUUGGACCUAAAAACUAUGAGUUUUUAACAUCCAAACGUGAAGAAUUUCAGGAAUAUUUACAGAACCUCCUACAACACCCCGAGCUGAGUAACAGCCAGCUUCUGGCAGACUUUCUCUCCCCUAACAGCGUGGAGUCGCAGUUUCAUGACAAGAUGUUACCCGAUGUCAAUCUUGGGAAGAUAAUUAAAUCAGUACCUAGCAAACUAAUCAAAGAGAAAGGCCAGCAUCUAGAACCAUUUAUCCAGGCCUUCUUCAACUCAUGUGAGUCACCAAAACCUAAACCCAGCCGGCCAGAACUCACAAUACUUAGCCCCACAUCAGAAAACAACAAAAAGCUUUUCAAUGAGUUAUACAAAAACAACGCAAAUCGAUCAGAGGUGACAGAGAAGCGGCACAACCAGAAUUACUUUAUGGAAAUGAUCACUGUAGAAGGAAUUUAUGACUACUUAAUGUUUCUAGGACGAGUGGUAUUUCAUAUCCCUGAUUGGUUACAUCAUCUCUUAAUGGGUGGCCGCAUCCUGUUUAAAAACACACUGGAAGCAUAUACUGACUACUAUCUACAGAACAAACUUGACCAGGUUUUUCAGGAGCAUCGUGUGGUCUCACUUAUCACUCUACUCAGAGAUGCUGUAUUCUGUGAGAACAGUGAACCACGUUCAUUAGAAGGCAAGCAAAAAAGAGCCAGAAAAACAUUUGACGAAAUGAAGAAUUACAUUCCAGAUCUGCUCGGAAAAUGUAUUGGAGAGGAAGCAAAAUAUGAAGGGAUAAAGCUUCUCUUUGAUGGACUUCAGCAGCCAGUUCUGAACAAGCAACUGACAUAUAUCCUGCUUGAUUUAGUUAUUCUGGAGCUUUUCCCUGAAUUAAACAAAGUACAGAGAGAAACUUCUGCAACGGCCUCAUGGAUGUAGAAAAAUCCACCACAAGAUAGUUGCAGUUUCCUGUAUCUCUGCAUGUGCAACAUCCUACAUCCAUGUCAAAAGAACCAUUUUGUGACACCUAGGCAAAGUAUGACUUAUCUAUAUAGACAAACUGAACUGCUUGGAAAUACCAAUGUUUACAUGAAGUUAUGAUUUAGUAUUUCUUUAGUAUUAGUAUUCCUAUUUUAUUUAAAAUUUUUUAUUAUAAAAUGUAAAAUAUUUAUUUAUUUUAAGGUAUAUAUUUUUUGCUAAUAUUAAUUUGACAAAAUGGUACUAAAAUGUUAAGCACUAAAUAGGAUGCAGUGCACCAAAUUACAAAUAUUUUUUUCGAAGACUUAUCGUGAAAUUCUCAAAAAGUUAACUUUUAUUUUUCCUUAAUCAAACUGUCAUUAAAAUAUGCACUGGAAUUUGUUUUUGGAAAAGCAUUUGUAGUUUAGUGAGGACUACUCUCUGUCUUGACACUACCCAGUACUCUCGCUAACGCAUUCAGUCUUAUGAUAUGUGUUUACAUAUGCUACAAUAAAACAUUUGAUAUAA